AUAGGGGAGGGGGGAGCGGCCGCCAUCUUGCCAGUCGGUGCCGGAGGGGGCGCAGCUGGAAGGACCGGCAACGGCAGCCGCCUCAGCGACGGCGCCACUAGAUAUGAUUUAAGCACCAUGGAAAAGAAAGAUUAAGAUUUCAACAUGAUUGGAGGCCUAUUCAUUUAUAAUCAUAAGGGAGAGGUUUUAAUCUCUCGAGUCUACAGGGAUGACAUUGGGCGGAAUGCAGUGGAUGCCUUCCGGGUCAAUGUCAUCCAUGCACGGCAGCAAGUGCGCUCACCUGUUACCAACAUUGCCCGCACCAGUUUCUUCCAUGUCAAGCGUUCCAACAUCUGGCUGGCUGCUGUCACUAAGCAAAAUGUCAAUGCUGCCAUGGUCUUUGAGUUCCUCUACAAGAUGUGUGAUGUGAUGACUGCCUAUUUUGGAAAGAUCAGUGAAGAGAACAUAAAGAACAACUUCGUGCUCAUUUAUGAGCUACUGGAUGAAAUCCUGGACUUUGGUUACCCUCAGAAUUCCGAGACAGGGGCCCUGAAAACCUUCAUAACUCAGCAAGGAAUCAAGAGCCAGACUAAGGAAGAGCAAUCUCAGAUUACUAGCCAGGUAACUGGUCAAAUUGGCUGGAGGCGUGAAGGGAUCAAAUAUCGUCGCAAUGAACUCUUCUUGGAUGUGCUGGAGAGUGUGAAUUUGCUGAUGUCACCACAAGGUCAGGUAUUGAGCGCCCAUGUCUCUGGAAGGGUGGUGAUGAAGAGCUACUUGAGCGGAAUGCCAGAAUGCAAGUUUGGCAUGAAUGACAAGAUUGUAAUUGAGAAACAAGGCAAAGGGACUGCGGAUGAAACAGGGAAGAGUGGGAAGCAGUCGAUUGCUAUUGAUGACUGCACCUUCCACCAGUGUGUGAGGCUCAGCAAGUUUGACUCGGAGCGGAGCAUCAGCUUCAUACCCCCAGACGGCGAGUUUGAACUCAUGAGGUAUCGAACCACUAAGGACAUUAUCCUGCCCUUCCGUGUGAUCCCCCUGGUGCGGGAGGUGGGCCGCACCAAGCUGGAGGUGAAGGUGGUGAUCAAAUCCAACUUUAAGCCAUCCCUCUUGGCUCAGAAGAUAGAGGUGCGAAUCCCAACACCUCUUAACACAAGUGGCGUUCAGGUCAUCUGCAUGAAAGGGAAGGCGAAAUACAAGGCCAGUGAGAAUGCCAUUGUAUGGAAAAUUAAGCGUAUGGCUGGAAUGAAGGAGUCUCAGAUCAGCGCAGAGAUAGAACUGCUUCCCACCAACGACAAGAAGAAAUGGGCUCGGCCACCGAUCUCCAUGAACUUUGAGGUCCCAUUUGCACCAUCUGGGCUGAAGGUGCGCUACCUGAAAGUCUUUGAGCCAAAGCUGAACUACAGUGACCACGAUGUGAUCAAAUGGGUGAGGUACAUUGGCAGGAGUGGAAUCUACGAGACAAGAUGCUAGCCCUCAGCAGCCAGCUGGCUCCCUUUUCCCCAGCCUCCCUUGGUCUCAAAGUACAAUUGAAGAGUAUCUCUCUGGCCCCUCCUCCGUACAGAGGCUGGAAGCUAGACUCCUGCAGCUUCUCUGGAAAAAGAACACUGGUGUCUGCUCUGGCUUCAGUCACUGUUGGAGUUUGCAGCUGGCGUUGGGUGGCUAGAGAGCCCCCCCUGCCACAGCUCACUUCUUGCUUCUGUCCCAGGGUAUAAAAGGGCCAGUCUAACCGCCACCCCCUUGUGGUCAUUCUAGGGAACAUCCACCACCAUGUGAUAAAACCCUCCUCUUCUGUUGGUGUCACUACUUGCAUCAUAUCCUAGUAUUUUUGGAAGUUCUUGUGCAUAUGUACUUGUAGAAUAGGCCUGAAAACCAUAGGCUGGGCAAACCUUGAGUUGAUUCUGGCUCCUGUGCUUGCUAUUGCUGUUGUGAUUGUUGCUGUGCAGCCAGAGUGGGGCUCACACUUCCUCUCCCUCUUUGUUGUGUAGAGUCCUUGAUAUGGAGCCCUGCUCUGGGAAGGUUUGUGACCAAAAAGGCUGAGGGUUGGCGCCUGCUCCUUGUGGGGCUGGGGUGGGUGGGCAUAGCACAACAUUUCAAAGCCUUGGGGCCCUGUUAACGGCUGACAAAGCCAGCACCUUCCCCUUCCCCACCCCCAAUCAGAACUACACCCUCCUCCAAAAAGUAAACCCAGCAGGCACAUGAGGAGAGGUCAACUUGUCUUUAAAAAUCUACAGGUUUUGUCCUCUUAAUUUGGAAUUGGCCAGUUAUGUAAUUCCUUGCCUCCAUUCUCUUCUCUCUCCCUUGCCCCCGGCCCUUUUUCUUUUGCCCAAUCAGUUUAUGCUUUCAUUUCCCAAAAUGCUUUUGGGCCAAUAGAAAUGCUGCUGAAACCCACAGUCCUCUGCUUCUGAUAGUGUGGUCUGCCAUUUUGUACACUUGUGAUUUGUCCAGUUCUAAACCCAAUAAAAAUAUGUAGAACCAGA
This is a messenger RNA of Zootoca vivipara (common lizard), 2453 nucleotides long. It is a transcript of the gene AP2M1, whose product is annotated as adaptor related protein complex 2 subunit mu 1. The record is from RefSeq and is a predicted model, not a curated record. Gene Ontology annotation, biological process: intracellular protein transport; vesicle-mediated transport. Lineage: Eukaryota; Metazoa; Chordata; Lepidosauria; Squamata; Lacertidae. Gene Ontology annotation, cellular component: clathrin adaptor complex.